Helianthus annuus (common sunflower) is the source of this 1730-nucleotide messenger RNA. Its product is annotated as cytochrome P450 CYP72A219-like. The coding region runs from base 224 to 1561 and encodes 445 amino acids. The transcript is spliced from 4 exons. Gene Ontology annotation, molecular function: iron ion binding; heme binding; oxidoreductase activity, acting on paired donors, with incorporation or reduction of molecular oxygen. NCBI's taxonomy places the organism in Eukaryota, Viridiplantae, Streptophyta, Magnoliopsida, Asterales, Asteraceae. The record is from RefSeq and is a predicted model, not a curated record.
CAUUUAGAGAAAAAUGGUAGCAGCUGUGGGUAAACUUGUGAUAGCCAUUAUUGUAGUUGUGAUACUGAGAUGGGGAUGGAAACUACUAAACUGGGCAUGGCUAAAUCCAAAGAAGCUAGAGAAAUCAUUGAGAGAACAAGGGUAUAAAGGUAAUUCAUACAAGCUGUUGAAGGGAGACCUCAUAGAGCUUGCAACAAUGGUGAAGGAAGUAUAAUCAAAGCCUAUGCCUAUCUCCCAUGAUAUCAGUUCACAUGUGUUGCCCUAUGAGCAUCAUAUUUUCAAUAAAUACGGUAAAAAAUCUUACAUAUGGUUCGGGCCAACGCCACGGGCCUAUGUUGCGGACCCAGAACUGAUCAAGGAGAUUUUAUUGCGACCCAACGAGUUUCGGAGGCCACAACAUGAGCCACUCAGGGAUAGCAUCAUCGGUGGACUUGUAGUCUCUGAAGGUCACAAAUGGGCCAAACAUCGACACAUAAUCAACCCAGCCUUUCAUCUUGAAAGUAUCAAGAGUAUGCUCUCGGCAAUUUGUUUAAGUUGCAGUGAAAUGAUCAAGAAAUGGGAAGUGCUCACAACAGAAAGUGGCGUUGCAGAAGUCGACGUGUGGCCUUAUAUUGAUAACUUGGCCGGAGAUGUGAUUUCACGAGCAGCAUUCAGCAGUAGUUAUGAAGAAGCACAAAGUAUAUUCAGUAUUCAAAAGGAACAAAUGGAUCUUGCAUUGCAGUUGUUGUUUAUUUUUUAUCUUCCAGGAGGAAGGUUUAUACCUACAAAAGCAAACAAAAGGUUCAACGAAAACCACCAUAAGCUUCAAACUCUUGCGAGGGGUAUAGUUGAAAAGAGAAAGAAAGCAAUCGAGACCGGAGAAGCUAGCAACAAUGAUUUACUAGGGAUUUUGCUGGAAUCAAAUUCAAAAGAAUUCAAAGAUCAAGGGGAUGGAAUGAGUAUUGAAGAUGUGAUAGAAGAAUGCAAACUAUUUUACCUUGCGGGAUCCGAAACAACCUCGAGUUUGAUUAUUUGGACCAUGGUUUGUUUAAGCUUGCAUCAAGAAUGGCAACACAAAGCUCGAGAAGAGAUUUUGGAAGUUUUUGGUACUCAAGAACUACAUUUUGAAGGCCUAAAACAUCUGAAGAUUGUUACCAUGAUACUAAACGAGGUUCUUAGGCUAUACCCGCCUGCAACCCUUGUUCUACGAGCUACCCACAAGGAGACAAAGCUAGGAGCUAUGAUGCUACCAUCAGGCGUGAACAUAAUCAUACCUAUACUUCGUGUUCACCAUGACCCUGAAAUAUGGGGAGAAGAUGCAACCGAGUUCAAGCCUGAAAGAUUCUCAGAAGGAAUAGCGAAUGCAACCCAAGGCAAAGGGUCGUGUGCCUUUAUGCCAUUUGGUGGAGGUCCAAGGAUUUGCAUAGGGCAAAACUUUGCCAUGAUAGAAGCGAAAGUAACAAUAGCUAAGAUUCUGCAACGAUUCUCAUUUGAGCUUUCUCCAUCUUACAAACAUUCUCCAUUCGCAGUGUUUAGUCUUCCACCACAGUUUGGUGCUCACUUGAUUUUGCAUGCCAUUUAAUAGUUUGGGUUUGGUUUAGUAUCUGAAUGAUUUUAUCAUCACACAUUUCGGUUGGUUGAUAAUUGCAGAUUUGUGCAUUGAUAUAUUUUUUGGUUGGGCUUUUGUUGUCUAGAAAUAUGGCUAAGUGAUUAACUAUAUAUCUAUACUAUAUUAUAACACAUUUUGGGAA